CCACGCCCUCUUCUGGUGAGAAUUGGUUGAUGCAAUCAGUUGUUGAGCUGAUCUGGUCUCACAGUGAUAAAGUAGUAUAUAAAAAUCCUGUACAACUGGUCUUAUGGGUCGCUUUUAUUGUCACUGCCUUAACGUUACCCUCAGCUACAGAGGAGGAGACGGGAGAGGGCUAGACCGCUCCUCGGCCAUAAGGAUAGAAGAACUACUAGGAAGUACAGACCUUCCUGAUCAACUAUUGAAUAAGACACUGGUGACAGUCUCACUGGACGUAGCUGGAAUAAUAUCAGAGCAACCUCUACUAUUAAGAAGCUAUUCUGUUGGUGUCUGGGAUAUUGUUCAUUGCCUAAACUGCUCCACUGACGUGUUUAUCAAGCAUAAGGAGAACAAGGAGAGACUACUAGUCUUCAGCAGCUUAUUGACUGAUCCCUCUACACUCAAAUUCCACCCCAAUUACUCCCCAGUCUUUAGCAUAAUCCUAAAAGACAAGAUGGAGGACAAUCCACAGCUAAAGGAAAGAAUGUCAUCGAUGACAUUUGGGCAGGAUGAUUUAGUAAUGAAGGAACUGCAGGCACAGACUGAGUCCUAUCUCACUGAAGAGGAGCAGAAAAUGGAACAAGCUAUAAGAGAAUUUGAAGCAAAGAAGAGAGAAGAAUUCAGGAAGUUAAAAGAGAAAGCACAUGAGGAUAGAAGGAGAUUAUUCUUGUCCUUACAAUUAGCUAAAGAAGCUGAGCUUGUUACUAGUCUAACUGAUGCUACAGAUGAUGAUGCUGUUACUCCAUUAGUUGAUGCUAGGAGAGAAGAUAGAGCUACUCAACAAGGCCCAAGUGAUAUUAAAGGUGCAAGUACUAAUGUGCCCACUCUUAAACCUGGCCCUAUUAAGUCUCCUCUUCAAGUCCCUGAAGUCUCAAAUAAUGAUGAUAUAUUUGAUUUUGAUGAGGAUAUGAUUGAGUCUGGUGUCCCUCAAGGAGAAACUGCUGCUUCUCCUUUCCCUCUCUCCUCAGAUGAUGAUGAGUAUGAUAGCUCCAGUAAUGGUAGUUCCCUUGAAGAAAGGUACAGGGUUAGGACAUCAUUGCCAGCAUCACUACCACUCACUAUGCCUUAUCUAGCCAACAGGGAGAAUUACAUGGAAUCAAAUGAGGUAAAGCAAAGUCCUUCAAAUUUAGCUCUCUCCAUUCAGAAGUUAGCUCUUAGUGUUCAUGAUACUGGAAUGUUUGGAGAUUUGCCUAAGCCACGUGUCAAAAGCAGUCAUAGACAUUAAUGGUUAUGAUUUUUAUUAUUAUCAAUUAAUUUAAUUUAAUAUGCACACCCUCACUAUGUACAGUAUGAUAUACUUAUUAUAUAUAUACUAUUGUUGCAAUUAUUAAUCGUUAUUAUUAUUAUUAUCAUUAUCAUUAUUAUCGCUAUUGUUAUGUUAUUAUGCACAUUAUAAUGAUAUCAGUAUCACUCGUAUCAAAUUUGUUAAUUGUGGUUGCUCUGCAUUGGCUACUGUGUGGCCAAUUUAUUGAAAAAUCAUUUCCAGAAUUUUAUUUUUAAA
Molecule: messenger RNA, 1534 nt
Organism: Amphimedon queenslandica
Lineage: Eukaryota; Metazoa; Porifera; Demospongiae; Haplosclerida; Niphatidae
Exons: 11
Coding region: 104-1258 (384 amino acids)
Biological process (GO): negative regulation of TOR signaling; neurotrophin TRK receptor signaling pathway; negative regulation of protein kinase activity
Cellular component (GO): cytoplasm
Source: RefSeq, a predicted model, not a curated record